Messenger RNA from Dreissena polymorpha, 2277 nucleotides. RefSeq names its product dnaJ homolog subfamily C member 21-like. Gene Ontology annotation, molecular function: nucleic acid binding; zinc ion binding. NCBI's taxonomy places the organism in Eukaryota, Metazoa, Mollusca, Bivalvia, Myida, Dreissenidae. Gene Ontology annotation, cellular component: cytoplasm. The record is from RefSeq and is a predicted model, not a curated record.
AUGGCAACAACAUGCAUGAAGUGCCAUUAUGAAGUGCUGGGAGUUCCUAGAGAUGCAUCAUCGGAGGACUUGAAAAAGUCAUACAGAAAGUUGGCACUCAAGUUUCACCCAGAUAAGAUCCCCGACAACAUAGAAGAAUCAACGCAGCAGUUCCGCCUUGUCCAGCAAGCAUAUGAGGUACUCAGUGAUGAAGAGCGCGCCUGGUACGAUAAACACAGGGAGCAUAUACUUAGGGGAGAUACUGUUAAACGGCAUACAAUCGGAAAGAUGACGUAUACCAGUUCCUACGCCAGGAUCAUGGCUUUGGCGUUUCUCCCGGCGGAGCACAUUCCCUCCGUGUUUGAUGCCUUGGACGACCGGGCCAACAAUGAACAUCUGGACGCUGCCAUGGUGUACAUCUACAACACCUGGAGUAAUAGCAGCGUCUUUACAGUUGAGUGUUGGUCAAUCUUCGGGAAAAGCAUUACGACGAACAACGAUUGUGAGGGAUGGAACAACCGUCUCAACACCAGGUGCACGAUGGACCGCUUCAUCAUACUGCACACAAAUACCGUGUCACCAGGCCCGGCGCAGACCCCACAAGGUUACUUUAUGCUCUCAUUUGUGACUGCUCUAGACGUGCCCUUCACGUUGUCGAACAUGUACACUGUAUUAGCGAACCUGUCAGUCAGUACCAACGUGUUCUUUGACUGGACAUACGUGCACCUACUUUCAUCAAUGUUGUUUUGUCUAUUGAUGAAAUUAUCACUCAUGACAAGAGCGUUCACUGGAUUCUUCGGCUCAGUAGUGGAGGAGCCAAAGGAAGCAUCAUUGCGUCCAGUGGUUAAGCUGUUCUACGACCAUUGGGAGAGCUACUGCACGGCCAAGUAGUAUGUGUGGAAAGACAAGUACGACACGCGUGAGGCGCCUGACCGACGUGUCAGACGUCUCAUGGAGGCAGAGAACAAGAAGCUAAGGGAUGCUGCUAAGAAAGAGGGGAACGAGGAAAUCAGAAUUCCGCAAAAGCAGAUGGUGUUGUCCCUGGUUAUCUGGGAACUGCACAGACCAAUCUGGGAUGACACUUUAAGCACAUGCAUUAAACCUGAUUUUCUCAGUGAGAGGUUCUGUAAUUAUCUACAUAAACAGUUCUUGUCUUUAAAAUCUGCUUUACAGCAUACUACUUGUGCUCCACCAAAAGAAAAGAAGCUGGAGAACUACCAGGAAGCCGCAUGGUCGUCAGCGUCUGCGCUGGAGGAUCACUACCAGGACCUGGAGGCCAAGUAUGCCCAGCAGUUUGGAGACACCCAAGCUGGCAACGAAGACAAUGUUGAAGAUGAAGAAGUCUAUGAUGAUCUGUACUGCGUCGCUUGUGACAGAGCCUUCAAGAACGAGAAAUCAUACAAGAACCAUGAGAAGUCUAAGAAACACAAGGACCUGGUUGCUAUGAUACGGGCUCACAUGGCGGAGGAAGAAGGGGUCACCCUGGAGGAUGGGGACCAGGGGUACAUGGAGGAGAGACUGGGCCCAGAGGGGGAACCAGACAUCGAGGAGCCCCCUGGGCAGCAGAGGUUAGUGGUUGUCGUGGGAAGAGCUGAUGAAUUGGACAGUGUUUCAAACACAUUGGAAAAUGUGUCGCUUCAAGAUGUUAUAGAAAGCGCCAGUAACAAAAAAGUUAAAUCUAAACGAGAUAAGCGAAGAGAAAAGCUUAGCAGAGAGCUUCUUGAAGACUCGGAUGAAGACGAGGAUAUACCCAAUGGUGUACCAGCAGAGGAGACCAAAGAACACUCUGAAGAAACUGAUGGUGAUUCUGAAAAUCAGGCUGUGGAUAAAACUAACGUAGACAAUAAUAGGCUCAACACUGAUGUCAGUGAUGCAGUAAAUGAUGGUGAUACAGAUGACUGUCACAAUGUUGAAGACCAGGCUAUUGAUUCUAUGAAAGAAGCAGCUGAUAUGGACAUGCAUGCUGAUGUUAAUGCAGAUGAUGUUGCUGCAAUGAAUGAAAGGAAAAGCAAAUACAAGAAAAAGAAAAGUGAGCCUGAUCCAAAUCAGAAAAUGGGUCGCUGUGAGAUCUGUGGGUCAGACUUCCCCUCCAGGUCGAAGCUGUUUGACCAUAUAAAGGCCACCGGUCAUGCCAAAUUGAAGAAUGCCCCACUCACCGAAGAUUCUAGUAGUAAAGAGAAGAAAGGAAAAAAGAAGAAAGCUAUAAGUAAAUGAUUGCUAAAGUGAUAUUUAUUGUUGGUGAAUUUAACUUAUAUUUGAUUACAAUUGUUUGUAUAUUAAAAUAGCCAUGAGUUUAAA